Molecule: messenger RNA, 3327 nt
Organism: Caenorhabditis angaria
Lineage: Eukaryota; Metazoa; Nematoda; Chromadorea; Rhabditida; Rhabditidae
Source: the annotation of a GenBank genome assembly
AUGGCUCAAUUGAUACAUCUCCUACUUGGCAUUUGUGCUCUAUCAAUCUGCUCAGAAGCAAAACAGUUUUGUCCCGCCUGUGUUGAUCCAGAAUUUGUAAGUUGCCUAUUUUUUUGUAAGUAGAUACAAUAGAAAUAUCUGAGCUUUUCAGGUUGAUUAUGUUGUAAGCAAUAAAGGAUUGUUUUCGGAUCGCUCGAUGGCCUACCCACGUAUGAAAGAUGGAGAGCUUGCUUGUCGUUCGGAAGACUACACCAAGGAAACAACAGACACGGUGAGAUUUCUUAGCGGGCGUGGGUGGGAAGUAUAAUUGGGAAGAACGCAAUGGAAGACAGACUUCGGGAGUUUGGGGAGAUUUAUUAAGGAGAGCGGGGAUAAGGAAUCGCGGAGAGGGGGGAGUCUAGGAGGUGAUUUUUUACUGAAAUUCGAUUCAAAUCUUCAAAAUACUCAAAUUCAGUACAGAAGGAGAUAUCCAAAACUUCGUUGCAAAUUAAAAUUUCCAUUUUUCCCUUUUCCAAUUAUCUUAACCACCCAGUUCCUUUUAAAGAAUAUUCACACGUGUUAAAAUUGUCUUUUUCUCAAUGUUUUUCACUCAUUCAAUAUAUUCAGGUGUUUCUAAAAUUCAAUGGAAAGAACAUCGGGAAAUAUGCAGCUGUGAAGUACAUUUUUGAUACACAAAAAUAAUACAAUACCCACAGAUGUUCUUUAUUUUUCAAAAUGCAGUAGAGGUCACGAUAUUAUUAUAGAUCCAAAAAAACAGAAAUCUGAUCAUAUGAAAGACUUAUUCGAAAUGCUUCAUUCUAAUUAGCAAUGAUCGGAAAAAAGUUUUGCAACAUCACAUAAAUCAAAAGUGACGCCAAAAGUUUUCUAUUCGGAAUCUCAAAGCGUAGAUCAAGCAAAAAUUUGUAAACCGUUCCAAACCUUUUUGCAUUUAUGUGAGAAAUUUCGAAAUUUUAAUAAAAAAAUUUUUACACUGUUAAGAAAAUGAAAAUAAUUUUUUUUCUACCAGUUUUCGAACCAACUUUUUUCUCGAAAAAAUGUUUAAAAUUAUUCAAAAGAAAAAUCACUAACACUGGUAAAAUUUCCAAUUUUUCGCACUCUAUUCGUUUUGAUACCAGUUACCCUACCCCGUAAAACGUCGGUCACAUAUUUCACCCUACCUAUAUAAGAAAAUGUGUUAGAUAAGUUUUCGUUCUUCCGAGAACAUAUACUAAAAUUGGAACAAUACAGAGAAUAUUAGCAUGGCCCCUGCGCAAGGAUGACACGCAAAUUCGUGAAGCGUUCCAAAUUUUUUGAAAAAUUUCAGAUAACUUUCAAAAAUUCAUACACUUUUUUCUCGAUUUUCAUUUUUUCCGAAUAGAUCCCAUGUUAUGAGGUUCCCUUGUAAAAAGAAAAUAUGUUUUUCUUGCUAUGAUUCAUAUUUUGAAUUGAUACAUCUAUGUCGUUUUUCUGAAAUGAUAUGCAAUAAAAUUGAUGGGAUGAUUCAGUUUUUCAGCUAUAUGAGCAAAUGAAAAAUAAUGUAUUUUUUACCAGUUUUUGGAACAAAUUCAUUUUUAUUGGUUAUAUGAUUGUCCCCAUUGAUUAUCCAAAAAAAUGGGGGAGGGGGGGUGAGGUUGCUCAGUGGCUAGCCGCUGGCGAUCUCAGGGUCACCGGUUUGAUCCCCGGUGCCCGCUUUUCCUCGAUUCACCAAAUUGUGAGUGGGUAGUAUAGAUGGGUUUUCGUAAAAAUACGGGCGGCUUACAAACAAGCGCUCAAAACGCGCCCACAAGAAAUGAUCAGUGCCAAAAUGCUCUCGGGAAAAGCUCCAAUAACGAGCGCUCGAGUUAUGCUUUUGCACAUCAAAAGUUUCUUUACAAUUCUGAAGCGCCGGUUCUAAAAAGGUGUCGUAUUUUUCCGGAGUAAUUUAUGAUGUGUGUAAUGUUCAACAACUAAUAUAAAAGGUUAUUUUUAGGAACCCUGUUCGGACUCCUGCUUGCGUAUCCAUUUGACAAAACUCGGCUUUUCCACCCAGCGAAAAACUAUCGGUUAGUUAGAAAAGAUAAACGUUAAUCCAUUCUCUAACUUUAGGAUGGAUGUUUUAUUGUUCAACGGGAGUCUUGAAAGAGACACCGGCUUCCUUGAACAUUCCUCACGAUCUUAGUCAUUUCAAAGAAGAUUACAAUUACACCGAUCCGUUAAGUAAGUUUAUCACGGAGAAAAUCAAAAACACAUAUUUACAAACAUAAUUUUUCUAUUUUCCAGCGUUCAGAGAUCAAAUCGAAGUAUCGUUUUAUAAGAAUGCAUCUCAAGUCGAACUUCCCAAAGAUUAUCAUUCCAAAAGUGCACUUGAUGAUAUUUUGAAAAAAAUUGUAUCUCGAUCAAGCACUUUUUACCUGAUUUUUGCUGGCAUAGUGUUCUUCUCCAUAAUUUUCAUCUGUUGUGCUUUCGUGAGUUUUCUUUGAAAAUUGAUCAAAAAAGUUGAAUUUAGUUUAUUGAACUUUUUUUUUCAAAAAUACCGCCAUUGUUGUGAAACUAAUAUAAAUGAAAAACCUUUCAAAACUUGAACUCAAUUUUUGUAUUUCUACUACAUAUUUGAUAAACCCUCAAAUGAACUAAUCAACAUGCGAUUCUCGAAAAAACUAAGAUUUAGAGAUUUCCCCAGAUAUUUCAGCGCUAGUUUUCCUUUUUACCUAUUUCAUUUCUAAAGCAUCUCAUUGAUGUUUUGAAAAUCAAAAUUCUGUUCAUUUUCAAUAACGAAAAAUCCUGAUAAGUAUAUCACUCUCCCUUUUCAUGCUAGUAGUUGUUGCCUUACUUAUUUUUCCUCUCUUUUGAAUAUUGAGAAUUACAUCAAAGAAAAUUGCCGCGGGUGUAUGAGAAUACUGCGCGGCAAUUUCUGAUUCAACAAAUGCACUUGAACAGCAAAAACUUUUGAUCAAGCUAAACAUUCAAAAAACCAACACACAUUUUGUCCUAGACAUAUCCAAGAUUUUUUGUAAAACUAAGAAAUUGAUACAUCAUUUUUCGAGAUAUGAUUUUCAGGAUUGUUGUUGCCGCUGUGUGCGAAACAGAUAUCGUAGAAAUUUUGCGCUCCAUUCUGAAGCUUAUAAACGUUAUAGAAACAGCCAUGAGCUGCUCUCUAUUAUCGAAGAUGAAGAAACUGGAACACAAUCAGUUCAAGGAAACAACGGAGAUGGCGAUUAUGAAGAAAUAAAGGAUGCACUCGGAGAAAUCGGCGAUUUCUUUGACAAAAAAUCUAUCAAUUAUUCCGAAAAUACCGACUAUGGGCAAGUGCUCAUCGAAACUCCAAUUAUGAACAAAAACAGCAGAGUAUUUUUCAAAAAUGGUCGUUAG